Molecule: messenger RNA, 2353 nt
Organism: Papaver somniferum (opium poppy)
Lineage: Eukaryota; Viridiplantae; Streptophyta; Magnoliopsida; Ranunculales; Papaveraceae
Product: ankyrin repeat domain-containing protein 13C
Exons: 4
Coding region: 240-2120 (626 amino acids)
Cellular component (GO): cytoplasm
Molecular function (GO): protein binding
Source: RefSeq, a predicted model, not a curated record
GUAAAAGCGUCUCUUGAUCUUACUAGAAGGAGAGAAAUAGAGAUGUGGCUUCAUAAGAAGAAGCUUACCUCUUUUAUUAGCUUGCUUGAUUUUGGAGACAACACAAAAAAGAAGAAGAGGAAGAAGAAGAACAGCAUCAAUAAACAGAAAACAAUUUCAUUGGAAGUAGUUAUUCUGGAUGACCGUGAAUCGGAAUUGAUUUUACACACUACUGCGGAUCCAUUUCAAUCUCUCAAGACAUGUCUAGAAUUGAUAUCACAAAAUAUGCGCACAGUCCGGUGCAUAAGGCUGUGGUCACAAGAGAUUAUACCGGGUUGAAACGGAUACUUAAUAGUCUACCUCGUUUCCUCAAUCCAGCUGAGAUUCGUACAGAGGCAGAUUCCAUUGCUGAGGAAGCCAAGGCAGAUGCAAUAUCCGGGGUGAUUGACCGUCGGGAUGUCCCUGGUCGGGAAACACCUCUCCACUUGGCUGUCAAAUUGAGGGAUACAACUUCGACUGAGAUGUUAAUGGCUGCAGGGGCAGACUGGAGCUUGCAGAAUGAAAGUGGUUGGAGUUCUCUCCAGGAAGCGAUUUGUAGUAGAGAAGAAUCUAUUGCUAUGAUAAUUGUUCGCCAUUACCAACCAUUAGCAUGGGCUAAAUGGCGCCGUCGCUUGCCUCGAUUAGUAGGAGCUAUGAAGAGAAUGAGAGAUUUCUACAUGGAGAUUACUUUUCAUUUCGAUAGCUCUGUCAUUCCAUUUAUAUCGCGAAUUGCACCUUCAGACACGUACAAGAUUUGGAAAAGGGGGUCAAAUUUAAGGGCGGACAUGACUUUAGCUGGUUUUGAUGGUUUCAGGAUCCAAAGAUCAGACCAAAGUGUGCUCUUUCUUGGGGCUGGCUCCAGUGAUGGAAAGAUCCCGCCCGGAUCUCUCUUCAUGAUUUCACAUAAGCACAAGGAGGUGACGGAUGCAUUGGAUGGGGCUGGUGCUCAAGCUACAGAAACAGAAAUUCAAGAAGAAAUAGCCGCGAUGACUAAAACCAGUAUCUUUAGGCCUGGGAUUGAUGUGACUGAGGCAAUGCUCUUCCCACAAUUAACAUGGAGAAGGCAGGAGAAAACGGAGAUGGUUGGACCCUGGAAAGCCAAGGUUUACGAUAUGCACAACGUGGUUGUGAGCGUCAAAUCUAGGCGUGUCCCUGGAGUUAUGACAGAUGAAGAGUUGUCAUUUACGUCUUCUACCGAGAAUGAUUCAUCAGAAAGUGAGGACUACAGUGACAUGUUAACACCAGAGGAGAAACGACAAUUGGAAUGUGCCUUGGGUACAGAUUCUUCGAAAUCGACUGCUGACAGUGGUCCAGAUAGGGUCACUGCACACCGUCACAGUUGCUUUGAGCAGAGAGAUAUUCCUAUAGAAGGCAUAACUGGCUGCAUUAGUGGUGAGGAUAAAAAAGGCCGGUUUGCUCCAAGAAGAAAUUCUUUAUGUGCAGAAGAGAAGGCUAGACACUCUUUAGAGGUUACAACGAGGUCGGAUGAACUUCGGAGAACAAGGAGUACGAGAGUGUCUUCUACCAUGAUGUAUGAAAGCGCGCAGAAAAGAAAAGAAACCAAGCGUGAUACCGAGUACAAGAAAGGGGUGAGACCCACUAUUUGGCUUUCUUCUAACUUCCCACUCCAUACUGAAGAACUCUUACCGUUGCUUGACAUUCUGUCUAACAAAGUGAAGGCCAUCCGUCGUCUAAGAGAGUUGCUAACCACUAAGCUUAUACCUGGAACCUUUCCGGUUAAGGUUGCUAUUCCAGUGGUUCCUACUAUUAGAGUGUUGGUUACUUUUACCAAAUUCGAAGAGCUAGAACCAUCAGAAGAUGAUGAGUUUUCCACACCUCCAUCAAGUCCUCGAGUUAGAGGAGGUCGAGAAAAAACUGGAGUGGUUGGUUCAUCAUGGGUUCAGUGGAUAAAAGCUCCUUACAAUCGUCAAAUCCCAUCGGUUGCUGGUCCUAGAAUCCGUGUAAAGGAGAUCCACGGGAACCCGUUUGCAAUACCAUCAGAUUAUACUUGGAUAACAUCAGAAGAAAAGAAGAAGAAGACCAAAGAGAAAAGCAAAUCCAACAGCAACAGAAUUAGCCAGAUGAAUGAAGAAGAUCUUUAAGAAGAAUGUGAUGCAUAACAAUGCAAGGGAUGCUAACCUGGUUUGAUAUACACAUUGUUAAAGCUAAUUGUAACUUUUAUUUCAUUAACUUCUAUUCUAUGAAGAUUUCAAAAGAUGUAACUCAUGAUGGAAAGGGAAUAUAGGUAAACUUGCUGUAACUCAUCACUUGAACAUUGUUUGUCAUGAAUCUGUCUGACAAUACAAAAUCUAUACCUCUUUCUUUGCGUUUACCA